This is a messenger RNA of Cadophora gregata, 1062 nucleotides long. RefSeq lists its product as uncharacterized. NCBI's taxonomy places the organism in Eukaryota, Fungi, Ascomycota, Leotiomycetes, Helotiales, Ploettnerulaceae. Bases 1 to 1062 code for a protein of 353 amino acids. The record is from RefSeq and is a predicted model, not a curated record. The transcript has a single exon.
AUGCCUUCUGCCUCAGAAGCCGAGCCAUCAUCGCUCGACACUGGUUAUGUCCGGACUCCUGUACCAAAAACAUUCCCUCGCUUCAGUUCCCUACCUAAGGAGCUGCAAAUCAUGAUCUUCGAGCAUUCUGCAGCCGAACCUCAAUCAAUCUGUUUACAAAGUGGCAUCUCUUCAUCCGCGCUCCUUUCGACAUGUUACCUCUCCCGCACCAUUCUCCAAAAACGCUUUGUCACGCACCAAGGCAGUGCUUGGGAGAGAUUCAAAGUCAUCUUCAACCAAGACAUUGAUUACAUGGAUAUCACAGCACUAUUCCGCCCAGAGAUCUUGCACAAAUCCUGGAUCAUGGCGCCUGCAAUGAAUCAGACGCUUCUAUACCGCGGGCCAUGGACUACUGACCUCCAAUUGUUUGUAGAACGGAACUUGAGGAGUAUGGCUUGGUUCAAUACAAGGUGCUGCUCGGUUCUUGCACAUUUAAAUAGGACCGACCCAGGACGUCGCUUCAUGGGCAGUCUAAGAAAGUUGAGGAUGGAUGUCAAGGCGAUGGACCAUUUAGCCGAAGCUUUCCGCCACAGCUUUCACACCGAGAAAGAUGACUGGUGUGACCUUUGGGAGUGGAUCUUGGACAACUUCCAUGACGUCAAGGAGAUUGAAAUGAGGUUUGUAGAUCGGAAGACUGUUGCUGAUAUUCUUAGUGAGCGGGAGUUGGCAGCAAAGAGAGAGCCAAGGGUAGAGGAAGUCGGAGUUUGGAAGUGGAAUGGGGAGACAAUAUCUUAUGAGAGGAUCGACAGUGGGCGGCGCAAGGAAGUCUUUGACGUCUCCAGCGAUGAGGAGGAAUUUGUGGAUAUGAGUAUGUUAUCUGGAGAAACGGAUGAAGAACUGAAUGACGCAUGGAGUGGUUUCAGCUCUGGUGAACAGUUGACCACGAAAGCUUUACUGAGGGGCGCCAAGGAUGGGGAGGAGCUUAUUAGAGCUGUCGACCUUGAUGGUGAUGAUGUGAACGAUGAUGGGACGAUUUGGACGUUGCCCAUGCCGAGGAUCGUUGUCACCAGGGUCAUAGAAUGA